This is a messenger RNA of Brachypodium distachyon (stiff brome), 2622 nucleotides long. Its product is annotated as transmembrane 9 superfamily member 12. Lineage: Eukaryota; Viridiplantae; Streptophyta; Magnoliopsida; Poales; Poaceae. Gene Ontology annotation, biological process: protein localization to membrane. The coding region runs from base 284 to 2254 and encodes 656 amino acids. Gene Ontology annotation, cellular component: membrane. The transcript is spliced from 2 exons. The record is from RefSeq and is a predicted model, not a curated record.
AGAAGAAAGGAAGAAAACAAAACUGCGGGGAGCGGACAGCGGAGUAGUAUAAGGUUGGCGGGUUCGUGCCGCGUCUCGCCACCCCUUCGCCUCGAUUUUGCCGGCCGAGCGUUUACUUCCUUCGUGUAUUCUUCUUCUUCUGCUCCUCGAUCUCGAGGGAGAGGUGGCCUCGGGGGCAUCCAUGUUUUGACCUCGCUCAAGUCGCCGCCUCACCUCCUUGGCUCCGUGAUCCAGAUCCAAGGUGGAAUUCUCGAUUGAUUGGUCAUAACGAGUUGUGGCCAUAAUGCUCCCCAAGAUUCUGUCCGACAGGUGGAUCUCGGCUUCCCUGCUCCUCCUUCUCCUGAGCCUGUACCCCAAUGUCGAGGCCUUCUACCUCCCUGGCACCUUCAUGCACACCUAUGACCCCGGGGAGGCAAUCUCGGCUAAGGUCAACUCACUCACAUCCAUUGAGACUGAGCUUCCCUUUAGCUAUUAUAGCCUUCCCUACUGCAAGCCCCCAGAAGGUGUAAAGAAAAGCGCCGAGAACCUCGGCGAGAUCCUCAUGGGUGACCAGAUUGACAACUCGCCAUACCGUUUCCGUGUCAACAUCGAUGAGUCCGUGUACCUUUGCACCACUGACCCACUCACCAAAGAGCAGGCUGAGCUGUUAAAGAAUCGGGCGCGGAAUCUGUACCAGGUCAACAUGAUCCUUGACAAUCUGCCUGUCAUGAGGUUCACCGAGCAGAAUGGGAUGAUGAUCCAGUGGACUGGAUACCCAGUUGGGUACAACCCGAUGGGAAGUAAUGAUGAUUAUGUCAUUAACCAUCUCAAGUUCAGGGUUUUGGUCCAUAAGUACCAGGCGCAAGGCGAUGUUGUAGUCACAAGUGAGGAUGGUGUUGCAAUGGUUGAGUCUGAUCGCAAGAGCGGCUUCCAGAUUGUUGGUUUUGAGGUUGUUCCUUGCAGUGUUAGACGUGAUCCUGCAGCGAUGACCAAGCUCAAGAUGUAUGAGAAGGUUGACCCUGUGAACUGCCCAUUGGAGCUCGAGAAAUCUCAGGUGAUUCGUGAAAAUGAGCGGAUUACAUUUACCUAUGAGGUUGAAUAUGUCAAGAGCAACAUCAAGUGGCCAUCAAGGUGGGAUGCAUACUUGAAGAUGGAUGGUGCCAAGGUGCACUGGUUCUCAAUCAUGAACUCAAUGAUGGUCGUCUUCUUCUUGGCUGGUAUUGUGUUUGUCAUAUUCUUGAGGACUGUGCGUAGGGAUCUGACGCGCUAUGAAGAGAUGGACAAGGAAGCUCAAGCUCAGAUGAAUGAGGAGCUCUCAGGAUGGAAACUUGUUGUUGGUGAUGUCUUCAGAGAGCCCUGCUGCUCAAAGCUGUUGUGUGUUAUGGUUGCUGAUGGUAUCCAGAUCACCGGUAUGGCAAUUGUGACUAUCGUGUUUGCUGCUCUCGGUUUCCUGUCGCCUGCUUCCAGAGGAAUGCUCCUGACCGGAAUGAUCAUUCUCUACCUGUUCCUUGGGAUAAUUUCUGGAUAUGUUGGUGUCCGUGUCUGGAGGACUAUCAAACAAAGCUCAGAAGGGUGGAAGUCUGUUGCUUGGCUGACCUCCUGCUUCUUCCCUGGUGUUGUUUUUAUCAUCUUGACUGUCCUGAACUCCAUCCUGUGGGGUAAGAAGAGCACUGGCGCUUUACCCAUUUCACUCUUCUUCACCCUCUUGGCUCUGUGGUUCUGCAUCUCCGUGCCACUUACUCUUAUUGGAGGUUUGCUAGGGACACGUGCUGCAAGCAUAGAAUUUCCUGUCCGAACCAACCAAAUUCCACGAGAGAUCCCUGAGCGCAAGUUCCCUUCAUGGCUGCUUGUGCUUGGUGCGGGAACGUUGCCUUUCGGUACCCUUUUCAUUGAGCUCUUCUUCAUCCUUUCUAGCAUUUGGCUGGGCAGGUUCUACUAUGUCUUUGGCUUCCUGUUCAUUGUCCUUUUCCUGUUGGUCAUAGUCUGUGGUGAGGUUUCUCUGGUCCUCACCUACAUGCAUCUUUGCGUGGAGGACUGGAAAUGGUGGUGGAAAGCCUUCUUUGCUUCUGGUUCCGUUGCUUUCUACGUCUUCCUAUACUCAAUCAACUACCUUGUGUUCGACCUUAGGAGCCUGAGCGGGCCAGUCUCAGCGACACUCUACCUUGGCUACUCCCUGAUCAUGGCUCUUGCCAUCAUGCUAUCUACUGGUGCCAUUGGCUUCUUGCUCUCGUUCUACUUCGUCCAUUACCUGUUCUCAUCUGUUAAGAUUGACUAGAGGUGCCUAUCCCCUCCUGCUGCAAUAGUCACCUGAUCCCGGUGAUAGUUAUCCCGUAGAAACACAACACAAAUAAUAUCAAACUGAAAGAAAAAUGGAAACAUGGCAAUUUCCAUGGCUUAGCACAGAUACUCCAGUUUUUCUUAGACAUACUAUUUGUAAUGCUUCAGCUAUGCCUUCUUGCCUUUUUGUAAUACUAUUAUGUUUUGCUUGCUCUGGGCAUUUGUGAGCAGCCUUUUUAUUGUUGGGACACAAUUAAAUAUGAAACAGGCCAAUUCGAUUACAGGUUUUUUGUGACCCCUCAUGAGGUUUUACUGCUGGUCAGAUCUUUGUAAUGAAUUAUAAUCCCUACUUGAUGCUAUUUUUUU